ACAUUUGUGGCGGCCGCCGGGACCUGCUCCGGGGCCUCCACCCGCGGCCGCCGCCACGAUGCCCACGGUGGACGACGUGCUCGCCCAGGUCGGGGAGUUCCACCUCUUCCAGAAGCAGACAUUCCUCCUCCUCGCCCUGCUCUCGGCCGCCAUGCCCCCCAUCUACGUGGGCAUCGUGUUCCUGGGCUUCACCCCCGAGCACCACUGCCGCCCGAGCCCGGGAGCGGCCCAGCUGAGCCGGCGCUGCGGCUGGAGCCCGGCCGAGGAGCUCAACCUCACGGUGCCCGGCCCGGGGCCCGCGGGCGAGGCCUUCCCCCGCCGCUGCCGCAGCUACCAGGUGGCCUGGAACGGCAGCGGCCUGGGCUGCGCGGACCCGCUGGCCGGCCUGGCCGCCGACCGCAGCCUCCUGCCGCUGGGCCCCUGCGGGCACGGCUGGGCGUACGACACGCCCGGCUCCUCCAUCGUGACCGAGUUUAACCUGGUGUGCGCUGACGCCUGGAUGCUGGACCUGGUGCAGGUGGCCGUGAACCUGGGGUUUUUCCUCGGCUCCGUGGGCAUCGGCUACGUGGCAGACAGGUUCGGCCGGAAGCCCUGCCUCCUGCUCACCAUCCUCGUCAACGCCACGGCGGGAGUGCUCAUGGCCGUGGCCCCGACCUACCCCUGGGUCCUACUGUUCCGCCUGGUGCAGGGGCUGGUCAGCAAGGUGGGCUGGCUGAUCGGCUACAUCCUGAUCACGGAGCUCGUGGGGCUGAGCUACCGGCGCACCGUGGGCAUCUGCUACCAGGCGGCCUUCUCCGUGGGGCUGCUGGCGCUGGCGGGGGCGGCCUACGUGCUGCCGCACUGGCGCUGGCUGCAGUUCGCCGUGACCGUGCCCAACUUCUGCUUCCUGCUCUACUACUGGUGCGUGCCCGAGUCCCCGCGGUGGCUGCUGUCCCAGCACAGACACGCCGAGGCCACGCAGGUGCUGCGGCUCAUCGCCAGGAGGAACGGCCAGGCCGUGCCGGCGGCGCUCCAGUGCCUCCGAGCCGAGGAGGAAGCCGGCGAGAAGCCGAACCCGUCCUUCCUCGACCUGGUCCGCACCCCCCAGAUCCGGAAGCACACCCUGGUCCUGAUGUACAACUGGUUCACCAGCUCCGUCCUCUACCAGGGCCUCAUCAUGCACCUGGGCCUGGCGGGGAGCGACAUCUACCUGGACUUCUUCUACUCGGGCCUGGUGGAGUUCCCGGCCGCCCUGCUCAUCCUGCUCACCAUCGACCGCGUGGGCCGCCGCUGGCCCUGGGCUGCCGCCAACAUGGUGGCAGGGGCGGCCUGCCUGGCCUCCGUGUUCCUCCCGGAAGACCUGCAGGGGCUGAGAGUGGCGGUCGCGUGCUUGGGUCGCAUGGGGAUCACCAUGGCCUUCGAGAUGGUCUGCCUGGUCAACGCGGAGCUGUACCCCACCUUCAUCCGGAACCUGGGCGUCCUCGUCUGCUCCUCCCUGUGUGACCUCGGCGGCAUGCUGGCGCCCUUCCUGGUGUACCGGCUCACCGGCGUCUGGCAGGAGCUCCCCCUGCUGAUUUUCGCUGCGGUCGGCCUGGUGGCAGGAGGGCUGGUGCUGCUGCUGCCGGAGACCCGGGGACAGGCGCUGCCGGAGACCAUCGAGGAGGUGGAGAGCCUGCGGAGACCGAGGAAACACAGAGAAAAGAAGAUCUACCUUCAAGUCAAGAAACAAGACAUCCCACUGAACUGAGCGAGAUCCGCUCUGCACGCGCUUCGACAGCACCGGCUACAACCAGAUCCUGCUCUUACCCAGAGCCCACACACCCCCUUCCUUGUCUGUGAACCCCCGGAACCCAGACCUACCCCGAGUGGAGACGCUGCACGGAGGUGUCGCCCUCCACCUGCGGGACCAGAUCCGCAGCCCCAGCCCCUCCUCCCCAGCGUUCCUCGGACAAUGGCCUUGGGUGUGCUGGGGUCUUCAUUCCCACUCCGCGUUUCUUUAUUUUACUCCAUUCUCCGCAUGGAUAUCAAAUCAAGACACACAGGGGUGUUGUGAGCCAGGGAAACAGAACAGAUCUAAAAAGCAAUAAACUUGGACACAGAGAGCCUGUUUUCUUAAAGCAACGAAACAGCCAGAGCAAUAGCAAGCUGUCCAGACGCAUGCCAAGAGCUUUCGUCUCUUCGGCAUCGCAGGUGAAGAGGGAUUGGAACACGUGGGUCACUGUCUGAAUUAGGACUUAAGAGCCUGAAGUAGAAGGAUCAGGAAUGGCCACUGAGCAGCCCCUGGGUCUCUGUGUUUAGAGCAGACAGUGCCAACGUGUGCUUC
Pipistrellus kuhlii (Kuhl's pipistrelle) is the source of this 2302-nucleotide messenger RNA. It is a transcript of the gene SLC22A2, whose product is annotated as solute carrier family 22 member 2. The transcript has 12 exons. Lineage: Eukaryota; Metazoa; Chordata; Mammalia; Chiroptera; Vespertilionidae. The coding region runs from base 59 to 1726 and encodes 555 amino acids. Gene Ontology annotation, cellular component: membrane. The record is from RefSeq and is a predicted model, not a curated record. Gene Ontology annotation, biological process: transmembrane transport.